Messenger RNA from Pezoporus occidentalis (night parrot), 571 nucleotides. Its product is annotated as interleukin-8-like. Lineage: Eukaryota; Metazoa; Chordata; Aves; Psittaciformes; Psittacidae. Gene Ontology annotation, cellular component: extracellular region. The transcript is spliced from 4 exons. The record is from RefSeq and is a predicted model, not a curated record. Gene Ontology annotation, molecular function: chemokine activity. The coding region runs from base 54 to 416 and encodes 120 amino acids. Gene Ontology annotation, biological process: immune response; defense response; chemotaxis.
UACUGUGAAAGCAAGCAGAGCCGGACGCUGGUCAACCAGACUUCCGUACAGCAAUGGAUGGCAGAUCUGCUGCUGCUGCUUUGGUUCUCUACUUGGUCUUCAUGGUGGGGUCAGGAGGUAAGGCCCUGGCAAUGACAGAGGGGAAAAGCUUCCAGUGCCUGUGUGACAGCACUCAUUCCAAGUUCAUCCCCCCCAAGGCUAUCCAGAAUGUGAGAUUAAACCAAAGAGGACCUUGCUGCCAAAACGUGGAAAUUAUAGGUACGCUGAGAUCCGGCAGGCCAGUGUGCCUGGAACCCUCUGCUUCCUGGGUCGGGCUCACUGUGAGGGCUAUCUUGGCCAGGGCCAGAGGCAAUACUGAAUCACCCCUCAAAGAAAAGUCAAGGAAAAAUACACCUCGGAGUUUUUCAAGGAUAUGAAACGAGAAGAAACCAUUGAUGAUGAGAAUGUCAAGGAACAGACCCCCCCUUCUGCUACUUUACUACACUUGAUUAGUUGCUUGGUGGGCUUUUUUCCCCUGAUUCUACUUACUUCCUUUGCUGUUAUCUAUCUCUAAAAUGCUAUCUGCAAUGGA